Molecule: messenger RNA, 2048 nt
Organism: Sorghum bicolor (sorghum)
Lineage: Eukaryota; Viridiplantae; Streptophyta; Magnoliopsida; Poales; Poaceae
Exons: 2
Coding region: 178-1236 (352 amino acids)
Source: RefSeq, a predicted model, not a curated record
GAUUAUGCAAAUGUAUAUAUCUAUCUAUAGAUCAAAUUUCAGGUAACAAGGAAGUACACGAAAAUAACCGAAGACGUGCGUGAUUUGCCUCUUUCUCCUUCUUUUUCCCACGGAUCUCCGGCAGGGCCGCCGCUACAGCGCUUUCCAUCGAUCAAAUUCCUCCAGUCCGAUCCAGCAAUGGCGCCGCCGGUGCAGGAGCAGUGGUUCAUCCUGGCCGGAAUCGCUAACGUCGUGAAGGACAAGAAGGCGAAGCGCACCUUCCCGCCGGGCGCCGACGUAUCCGUCGCCUACGCCGAGCCCCCGCGCGCCUCCGUCCUCACCGUGCCUUACCGCGUCUCCUCCCCGCCCUCCCUCUGCAGCUACCCGUACGUCGCCGCCGCGGACUCCUCCGGCCUCAUCCUCCUCUGCGCCACGGAGCCUGAGGGCACCAACUCCUGGGUCACCUACCACCUCUGCGACGCGCGCACCGGCGAGGACACCUGCCUCCGCGGGCACGGUCGCGCCAUGGGCUGCCACGGCAACAACCUAGGCCUCAUGGUGAGGGGCGGCAGCCGCGUUGUUGUCGCCGAGCUACAGCCCGCCGGCGACGGCACUGGUGGCGCUCUGCUCCUCUCCUACACGGUGGGGCAGUACAGGUGGGUCGAGAAGGAGCUCGCCUACUCGCCCCCGCUGCACCGUGAAUGGCGCGGCGACGGCGUCAUCUCCCACGCCGGGAUGCUCUGGUGGGUGGACCUCUCGUACGGCCUCCUCUCCUGCGACCCCUCAGCCGACACGCCGGAGCUGCUCCACGUCCCGCUCCCGUCGGUCGGCGACCCGCUGCCGGUGCUUUCGGCAAACGGCGGCGCCCACCGCUGCGUGAGGGUGAGCGGCGGGAUGCUGAGGUUCGUGCAGAUCCAUGGCAGCCCCGACGCGCCGGUGGUGAGCACGUGGGCGCUCGUCGAGUCGUCGGGGAACUGGAAUCCCGAGCGCCAUGUGGCCUUGGCCGACGUCUGGGCCGACGAGAGCUACCUGGACAUCAUGUUGCCGGGGAGCGUCCCUGCGCUUGCGCUGCUCCACCCGGAAGACCCUGACAAGGUCUUCUUCUUCCUCGGCUCCUGCAUCUUUGCCGUCGACCUCCGGCAGAAGAAGGUUGUGGAAUUCAGUAACUUUGCAAUGCCUGACUCGCCCAACGAGUUUCUCAUGCGGUCAUCCCACUUCGUCCAUGUAUGGCAGUACGAUCCUUCAAGCACUCGCUGAGAAGGUCGUGUCCUCCAUGGCUGCGGUAAGCCUCACAGUCAUCUGUGGUGAUGGGAACGAAGCUAAGUUUUGGACUGACAGUUGGUCUUCCGUCGGCCCGCUGAACCUGUUUGCUCCGAAUCUGUUCGGUUCGGUGUCGCGUGCGGGUAAGAGGAGGUCUGUCCGUGCUGCUAUUGCGCAACGUCAGUGGGCAAGAGACAUCGUCGGCGCAACCACAACUCAAGUCAUCCUUCAGUACCUGCAAGUUUGGAACAUUGCAGAAUCCGUGCAGCUCGACCCGUUGUCUGUGGACCGCUUUGUGUGGAAGUGGUCGCCCGACGGGAACUACUCCGCAUCGUCCACCUACCGGGCCUUCUUCCACGGGUCGGCAGCCAUGCUUGGGGCGCGCGAGCUCUGGAAGACCAAGGCACCGCCUAAAGUGAAGUUCUUUGUUUGGCUGAUGUUACACAGGAGGCUGUGGACGGGGGAUAGGAGGCGUCGGCAUGGUUUGCAAGACCACGAUCUUUGCGCCUUCUUCUCUCAAGAGGCCGAGACCGUGGAGCAUCUCGUGCUUGGUUGUUAUCUGUCCAGGGGACUUUGGUUCGCGCUACUUAGGCCACUCGGCAUGCACAGCCGGAUGCCGGCAGCAGCUCAAGACAUUGGCGAGUGGUGGAUCGAUGAGCGUCGAAACCUGCAGCAGGGUGAGCAGGCGGGCUUCGACUGCCUAUUCAUGCUGAUCGCCUGGAAUAUUUGGAAGCAUCGCAACGGCCUGGUUUUUGAGAGUUGGCCCAGGCCUUGCCUGGAACGCCUCAAGCGCGACACUGUCGCAGAGG